This is a messenger RNA of Saprolegnia diclina VS20, 2211 nucleotides long. RefSeq lists its product as hypothetical. Gene Ontology annotation, molecular function: protein binding. The transcript is spliced from 2 exons. The record is from RefSeq and is a predicted model, not a curated record. The coding region runs from base 1 to 2211 and encodes 736 amino acids. NCBI's taxonomy places the organism in Eukaryota, Oomycota, Saprolegniomycetes, Saprolegniales, Saprolegniaceae.
AUGGCAACCUUCCGCAGUGUCGUGCUUGGCCAGCCCGAGAUCGCAUCGAUCGUCUUUGGCUACCAGACUGGCGUCUAUGAAGACGUGCGUCCAGCCUUCAUCGCCUGCGAGGAGCUCGUCGAGUUUGACGCGAGCAAGAAGCUCUACAUGUGCGACGCGUCGUUGUACGAGGCAUUUGCGCCAAGCGGCGGUGCGUGGGCAGGUCCCAAGCAAUUCCGUUCGUCCGAGUACCUUUUGCGCACCGAUGUGCGCGAUAAAAGCCUGCCGCUGCACUUGGCCAUUGCCGGCGGCUGUGCCCACCUGGCCACGCGCAUGCUGCAGUGCCGGCCGGACCUCGCCUCCGAAGAAGCGAUUCUCUUGGCGUUUAUCAAAGACCAGUUGGAGACGGUCGAGGUCCUUCUGGAUCUGCGAACGACGUUGCCUGCGCUUACGAAGCCUGUCUACCACGCGCGUCGUCAGCUCGAGAACGGCUACGUGUGGCGCUUCCCGGUGGGGUUUUUGGUCGACCUUCUCGCGAGAAAUGACACCAACGGCCUGUGUUUGCUUGCGCGCUUCGGCACUGGCCCCGAUGACUUUGAAGGUCGGCAAGAGCGCGAUGCCGAUUCCACCAUCUCGGAACGGGCCAUGCGGUCGGCCAUGCAGCGUGCGACGCUGGCCAACGCAACGCUCGCCCUCGACCUCUUUCCAUGGUUCGUCUACCCACGUCUCUUGGACGACGUGGCCGACAAAGGGUUCUUCUCGCUCGUACGCUCGCUGCACGAACGCGGUGUCGUGGGCUCGAGAGACGCGAUGGACAAAGCGGCGGCCAACGGCCAUUUGGCGAUCGUCCGGUUGUUGCACUCGCAGCGACACGAAGGCUGUACUCUCAAGGCCAUGACCGCAGCCGCAAUUAACGGCCAUCUGGAGGUCGUUCGCUUUCUCGACGCGCAUCGAAACGAGGGCUGCACGACGCGGGCCAUGGACGAGGCGGCGGCCAACGGCCAUUUGGAGGUCGUUCAGUUUCUCCACUUCAACCGAACCGAAGGCUGCACGUACAAGGCGCUUGACGGCGCCAUUACCAAAGGCCACCUUGACGUCGUUCGCUUCCUUCUCGAGUAUCGUUCCGAGGGUGCGUCACGUAAUAUCCUCAACCAAGCUGCCGGCAACGGCCACCUGCACGUCGUCCAGUACCUCCACGACCUCGGUUCGUUUGGCUGCACCGUCGCCGCCGUCGACUCGGCAAUUGCCGGCGGCCAUUUGGACGUCGUGCAGUAUCUGUUCGCCCACCGACGCGAAGGCUGCAGUCGCGACGACGCUGUUGCCAAGGCGCUCCAGAACGGGCAUCUGCAAAUGGCAACGUACCUCCUCUCACUCGGGUAUCCGUUCCCGACCUCAGCGAUCCGUUGGUACGUCAGCACGCUCCGCAAGCCCGAGAUGGUCGACGUUCUCCGCCUCUAUAUCGACAACGGCGGGGCCUUGGAUGCGUACUGCAUACUCUACGCAUGCGGUGCCCACAAUUUGCCGCUCGUCCAGCUUUUGCACGCGCACCCAAGUGAAUUCAGUGGCGCCAACUUGAUCGAGAUGGCGAUCAAGACCAAGGCGUGGGACGUCGUCGCCUUUCUCUUGGCCCACAGCGCGACAGCCAGCGUUUUGCUGCAAGCCCUCGAGCUGGAACUACCGAGCAGCCACCUCGAGCUCGUCAUGCAACUGCUGGAGCGUCAACCGGAGCUCCGCGACGAUAGGCUCCUUCAAGUGGCCCUUGGAGGCGGCAACGUCGAGGCGAUGCGGCGUCUCCUCGCGCUCGGCAUUGGCAACCCGCGCGAGUGCCUUCGCGAGAUUGCAGGGCGUCGAGAGCACGUGAGUGAGAGCAAAUUGCUCCUACCGUACUGCAUGCACCCGACCGACCACCUCAACAACGUCAUUUUUCUUUUCGAUCUGCUCGCGCUGCUGGACCGCCACCGUAAGACAACCUUCCGUUUGAUCGCGCAAGAGCUCUCGUAUCAAGAAGAAAUGGCCAGUGAAGCUUUUGCGCGCGCACCCAACGUGGCGGCCCGUGCUUCAACGCUGCUGGAGGCUGGCGAGGUCAUCGACUGGUCGCUGGCCGUUGUCAUUUGCCAGCGCUGGACGACCGAUGCAACCGCCAGCAUUGAGCAGCUCGAGAAGUCGACUGCGUUGGUGCACGACGCCGAGCUCCAGACGCAGCUCGAUCGUCUUCUCACAGCGCAGCGAUAG